Molecule: messenger RNA, 870 nt
Organism: Pseudomassariella vexata
Lineage: Eukaryota; Fungi; Ascomycota; Sordariomycetes; Amphisphaeriales; Pseudomassariaceae
Exons: 2
Coding region: 1-870 (289 amino acids)
Source: RefSeq, a predicted model, not a curated record
AUGGCAGACAGAUUAUCACAGAUAGCAGGGCAGCUCAACUACCCCAAGGGCAUGCUCGCUGGUCAGACUGCCAUCAUCACAGGGAGUGGACAAGGAAUUGGCGCCGAAGCAGCCAGACUUUUCGCCAACGAGGGCGCAAAGGUCAUCGUAUCAGACAUCGAUGGCGAGAAAGCACAAACAGUAGCCGACAGCAUCACCAACGAAGGCGGCAAAGCCCUCGCCGUUGUAGGCGACAUGUUAGACGCCUCGUACAUCAAGACCCUCGUCCAGGCCGCCGCGUCCUUCGGCGGCGACAACAAGAUCCACAUCAUCGUCAACAACGCGGGCUACACCUGGGACGCCGUAAUCCACAAGAUGACCGACGCGCAAUGGGACGCCAUCAUCGCUCUGCACAGCACCGCGCCCUUCAAGCUGAUCCGUGAGGCAGCGCCUUACUUCCGGGUGAAAGACGGCGAGCCACGGUGCAUCCUAAACGUCUCGUCUACGUCGGGGGUGCACGGCAAUGCCGGACAGGCUAACUAUGCGCUGGCGAAGGCGGGCGUCACUGGGCUGUCCAAGACUAUUGCGAAGGAGUGGGGGCCAGCGUUUGGAGUAAGGGUUAAUACUAUUGCCUUUGGACAUAUUGAGACGAGGUUGACGCAGGCUAAGGAGAAAGGGGCGUUUGUCACGGGUCCGAAGGGGGAGAAGAUUGCGAUUGGGAUUCCGGAGGCGACGAAGAAGCGGACGGGCGAUCAGGCGUAUGCUGAUAUCCCGUUGAGGAGGCCUGGGACGGCGACGGAGGGUGCGAGUGCGAUGCUAGCCAUUUGCAGUCCACUGUUCUCGUAUGUUUCGGGGCAGACGGUCAUGGUGACGGGUGGGCGCAACAUGUAA